AUGAGAGGUCAGCUCUUGAAGGUUCACACAAUGGAGUUGCCCUUGAAAGUUGCGGUAUUCGUUUUCGUCUCAGCACCGUUUGUCGGCCAUGGUAUCCAGCCAAGGCCGGCAUCGGAGGAGCUUCAAGCACUGCCGAGCAUAGAAUGCCUUGAAGCUCGCUUGAAAGAUCCGAACGCCAACUGCGAUGACCUCGUGCCACAAGAUGGCAGGACGGUGAAAGUUAUCUUCAACAUGUCGCAGGUGGCUCCACGAAGUUCAAGUGACAAGCAGAAUGCUUCUGACUCUAGCGAGGAGAAUGUUGUCGUUCGAUUCUCCAUGAAUCAGACCAAUGGACAGCGAACCUCGGUGAAAGACAUUUCACUGUACAACUUCCCAAACUACCAGGAGUCUGUUUGCAGAAACAACGAUGCGCCUGUUUGUGAUCCCUACGGCUUCCUUAGCACCUCGGAAGGCCAGAAUCUGUCCUUGGAGCUGGAGAAGCUGCGAUCGCAGUAUCUGGUGGUCUGUGAGGACCUGAUACAAGAGCCGAUCGACCAGCGGCACUUGCAGCCGUUCUAUGUGGGAGUGGCCAUCGCCCAGGCCAAUGGAGCUGAAAUGAGCCUGUCAACCCUGCGACAGUAUGGACACUUAAUUCUGUCUGAAUGGAACAUGGGAAACUCCGCUGCCAACGGGCAGAUCAUGCGCUGUCCGAAUCAGGCCUUGCUUCUGAUCGUUCCAGACAGAAGCCAGGCAGUGCUGGUGACGGAGUCUUGUCGGUACAUCUGCGAGGAGCAAGGCGCCAAGGCCCCGCAAAUCGUGACGAAGUCGCUGCAUACUGGCAGUCUGGCAGAUGCAGUCUUGGCUGGGGUGAGGUCUGUGUACACCUCUCUUCCGAACACAGUGGCUCAGGGUGAGGCCAUGCCACUGCCAGCAGUCGAAGCGCAGGCGACUCCCUCUGAGAGCAAUGCCGAGACAUCCAUCCUCUUUGUGCAGCGUGCUUGUGCCCCAGACUGGUAG
This is a messenger RNA of Symbiodinium sp. CCMP2592, 996 nucleotides long. NCBI's taxonomy places the organism in Eukaryota, Dinophyceae, Suessiales, Symbiodiniaceae. The record is from the annotation of a GenBank genome assembly.